AUGGAGAUGCCUUCGGAAUCAUACCUCGAGCCGGACUACUUUGUGGGUGACGUGAAUGCUACCAACUUCACACUCUGCGACGAUACUUCCGAACUUCGUAUCGCUUUCAUCAGUAUCGGAUCUUGUUUGUCGGUGUUGGGAUGUAUGUUCAAUGGGAUUUUGCUCUACAUAUUUCUCGGAAAGACUCAACGGAGUUACCCUUUCCAAACGUUUUUGGCGUUUCUCGACUUCAUGCUCUGUGCACUUUAUAUCCAUUGUUUUGGGCUUCUAGCCCUUUCUGUCGAAUAUAAAAAUGCAUUGCUAUACAAUUUCGUUAUGGACAGCAAUGUGAUCUCAUUAGUGAUGAGUCGAAUCGUUCAAUUAGCAAUUCCAUAUACUCUCAUUGCAAAUUCUGCCGAGAAGCUGACCAUGAUCUUGGGAUUCGAUUGCGAGAGCAAAUACUCUUUGCGUCUUCGUAUCGGGGUCAUAAUUCUAUUGUCGGCAACUGUAACGCUUUUACGGAUCAAUGGGCUCUACUUGUUCUAUAUCUUUGAGGAUGACAACUGUGAAUAUUUCCACAGAAAAUACUUGAGUUCACAUCAAGAGGAAGUACAGAAAUGGACUACUUUUGAGAACGUUCUUACGUUCUUCCACACUUUCGUUUCAUUCGUUCUUCUCGUUGCGUUCAAUAUUGUCGUGGUGGCAAAACUACGUGUUCAACACCGCAGAACUCGCCGUCAAUCCACUUCUCCAGCUCAACUGUUUUCGGGUAACGAAGCACGUAUUGAAAUGCAACAAGAAGAAGUUCCCCAGAUUGAGAUGUCAACCACCGCCCGUGUUCAAGCCGCCCAAGAAAUCCGUGAGCAGCAACACAAAAUUCGUUGCGCAGUCAAAACCACAGUAGUUAUCAUUUCUGCAUAUCUGGCUUGUAAUCUCUGCAACUUCGUUCUCUACAGUUUGGAGACCUUCCGACGAGAAUGGAUCAUGGAGGGAAAUGGAGGCUUCAAACCGUUUUACGUAAUCAUAAGUGAUGUUGGAUCCAAUCUUUUUGUAUUCUCGUCCACAAUCAGAAUCUUCAUCUACUACAAAUACAACGCUGAAAUCAAAAAACUCAUCAGAGAGAUGUGGCUGGUCAACUUCAUCAUUACACAUAUUCGCCCUCUCAAAACCGAUGCACUUCUUAAAAUUGAUAGAGCCGAUGUUUGA
Messenger RNA from Caenorhabditis remanei, 1185 nucleotides. RefSeq lists its product as uncharacterized. The coding region runs from base 1 to 1185 and encodes 394 amino acids. The record is from RefSeq and is a predicted model, not a curated record. Lineage: Eukaryota; Metazoa; Nematoda; Chromadorea; Rhabditida; Rhabditidae. The transcript has 9 exons.